This is a messenger RNA of Asterias rubens (European starfish), 2262 nucleotides long. Its product is annotated as glutamate-rich WD repeat-containing protein 1-like. The coding region runs from base 34 to 1416 and encodes 460 amino acids. The record is from RefSeq and is a predicted model, not a curated record. Lineage: Eukaryota; Metazoa; Echinodermata; Asteroidea; Forcipulatida; Asteriidae. Gene Ontology annotation, molecular function: protein binding. The transcript has 7 exons.
GUCUGACUACUCAAUAUAUUUUUGCUUGCAAGCAUGGCUUCUAACUCGGAAAGCACCUCGGAAGAGGCCCCGUUUUCGGGGGAAGUUGAAGAGAUCAUGGAGGUUGUCGGCGACCCUGAGAACAGCGACAUGGAGGACUCGGAAGGGGAAGGUGAUGGGGAGAGGAGAGUCUUUCUUCCUGGUGACUCCCUCAACGAAGGGGAGAUGCUUGUUCGAGAUGACUCCGCUUACCACAUGUAUCAUCAAGCACAAACAGGUGCACCGUGUCUGAGCUUUGAUAUUCUGAGAGAUACCUUGGGAGAUGACCGUAAAUCCUACCCACACACAGCAUUCACAGUGGCUGGAACUCAAGCAGAGAAGGCUCAUCUAAACAAUCUCAUCGUCAUGAAGAUGAGUAAUCUCAAUCGCACCCGGCAGAAGGCAUCGGACGAUGAAGACUCGAGCGACUCAGACAGUGACAGCGAAGAUGAAGAUGAGAAGCCGGAGCUGGAGACGGCCAUGCUGAAACACCUUGGAGCAAUCAACAGAAUAAGAAGUACCACCAUUGGACAGAAACAAGUUGCUGCAACGUGGUCGGAUACAGGUUCAGUUCACUUGUGGGAUUUAAGCGAGGCCCUGUCGGCCGUUGGAAAUGCACAGCGCAUGGCACGGUUCAUGAGGCAGGCAUCGCAUAAACCUCUCUUCACAUUCACUGGGCAUCAGACUGAAGGUUUUGCAAUGGACUGGUGUCCGACAACACCAGGAAAUCUGAUCACAGGAGAUUGCCGGAAAAAUAUCCAUCUGUGGAAGUUACAGGAAGGCGGGGAAUGGCACGUUGACCAGAGGGCCUACUCGGCACACACUGAUUCAGUAGAAGAUUUACAAUGGUCACCAACAGAGAAAAAUGUAUUCGCCUCGUGCUCCGUCGACAAAAGUUUGCGGAUCUGGGACGUGCGAGCGGCACCCAGCAAGGCGUGUAUGAUAACGAUGGAAGAAGCGCACAGCAGCGAUGUAAAUGUUAUCCACUGGAACAGGAAAGAUCCCUUCAUCGUGUCUGGAGGGGACGAUGGGGUCUUAAACAUCUGGGACUUGAGGCAUUUUCAGAAAAAGGCACCCCCUGUUGCGAAGUUCAAACACCAUUCAGGUCCAAUAACAUCAGUGGAGUGGAACCCCCGGGACAGCACAGUCUUUGCUGCAUCAGGCUCCGAUGAUCAGCUCACCAUCUGGGACCUCGCACUGGAGCGGGACCAAGAAGGUCCCCCAGAGGGCGCCCAGGACGGGGAGGGGUCCCGAUUCGACAAUAUACCCCCUCAGUUGUUAUUCAUCCACCAGGGCCAGAGUGAUAUCAAGGAAGUACAUUGGCAUCCCCAGAUACCUGGCAUGAUUAUCAGUACGGCUCAUAGCGGAUUUAAUAUAUUCAAGACUAUUAGUGUAUAGGUUGAAAAAUAAACAAGACUUCCCACUGCGUUCCCAAUAGAUUAAAACCUGGUUCAUAAAUAAUCAUGCCCUUCAUCAUUAUAUUUAUUUUCCUUUGAUUUUCUAAGCCUUGCCCCAGUAGGGCAUAUCAGCUUUUAUUAACUCUGUUCCCUAUGACACCAUUAUUCACUGAAACGUUUCUGAGAUUGUUUUAUUUUUCUGUAAAUAAAACCUUGAGUACAUGUAUUGCAAGCAAUCAACUUCACAUACCUUUUUAAUUUAAUGUUGUUUUAGUUAAUUAAAGUAUUGCCCCAACCCAUAUGGCCCACAUUCGACUGCUAAAAGUUUGAAGGCUUUUUGUUCUCUGUUUCUUUAUGAAUUAUGCCUCUCAUUGGCCUAAGAUUGCACCACAGAGCAUCUUGAAUGCAAACAUUUCCAAAUUUCCCAAACCCAAUUUGCAUGAAGCCUCUCAAGGAUGCAAUCAGUCUUUUGUCUCGCUCAUUUUUAGUAUCAUAAACCACAAGUACUUGUUACGUUAAACAGACAAGAAAUGAUAACACAAGUCUGUUGAUACAAGAUAUUUUCACUAUAUAUAUAUAUACAUGUAUAACUUUAUUGUACAAAUUUUCUCUUUAAUUUGACUUUUUGCUGUCAAGAAUCUUGCAUACAGCUACAAAAUUAUGCAUUUUCGAUUCCAUUAUUUGUCAAAGGGUCACAGGUGUAUUUCAACAAUAAAGAUACAAAAGCAAUCCUUAAAUAUACUUUCAUGUAGUGGAAGUUUCUUUUUGUUAGUGACCAUUCAUAAAUACCUGACAGUUUCGCUAACCCUAUUGGUGGAGAGCGCGACACGUGGGCGUGUAUAAAUCU